AUGGCUUUAAUCAGUAUAACUUUGUCCUCCAAAAAAACCACUUCUUCUUUAGCUUCCCAUUCGUGUCGUCUUGCUUCUGUUUUGUUCUUGUUCUUGUUUCUCCACAGCAAAACCUGUGAAGCUCAGCUAUCUUCUACAUUUUAUGAUACAACCUGCCCAAAUGCUCUCGCUACUAUCCGAACUUCCAUUAGAGCUGCGGUUUCCCGAGAACGUCGAAUGGCAGCUUCUCUAAUCCGCCUUCAUUUUCAUGACUGCUUUGUUCAGGGUUGUGAUGCAUCAAUAUUACUUGAAGAUUCUGCUUCCAUCGUAAGCGAACAAAAUGCAUUAGCUAAUAGUGAUUCUGCAAGAGGUUACCAUGUUAUAGAAGCUGCAAAAUCUGAGGUUGAGAAACUAUGCCCCGGAGUUGUAUCUUGCGCUGACAUCCUUUCUGUUGCAACAAGAGAUGCAUCAAUUGCAGUGGGUGGACCUUCUUGGACUGUGAAGCUUGGCAGAAGAGAUUCUACGACAGCAAGCUUUGAGGGAGCUAAUAGUGAUCUUCCUAGUUUCAGAGCUAGCCUCGAAACUCUUAUAUCUGCAUUUGACGCUAAGGGUCUCAAUGCAAGGGACAUGGUUGCAUUGUCGGGUUCACAUACAAUUGGACAAGCUCAAUGUGCCACUUUCCGCGACCGAAUUAACGCCAACGGCAGCGACAUCGAUGCUGGAUUUGCUGCCACUCGCCGACGCCGCUGUACUAUGGUUGACGCCGACAGAGGAAACUUGGCACCGCUUGACUUGGUGACACCGAAUUCGUUUGAUAAUAAUUACUUCAAGAACUUGAUUCAGAAGAAAGGUCUUCUCCAUUCUGAUCAAGUUCUGUUCAGUGGAGGAUCAACGGAUAGCAUUGUAUCUGAGUAUAGCAGGAACCCUUCAGCUUUCUUGACUGACUUUGCAUCUGCCAUGGUUAAAAUGGGAGAGAUUGAGCCUCUUACUGGUUCAGCUGGGCAGAUCAGAAGGAUUUGCAGUGCCGUCAAUUAAAAAUAUUAGACAACACACAUGUCUAUACAUGUAUAAAAAUUCUUCAUUUAAUUUUGUAUUUUAGUAAAAAUACUUGUUUGUUUGAGAAAAAAGAAAAUUUAGAUACUUGUCUAGCUACCAUAUGUUAUUUGAUUUAUUUUUCCAUCAAUUGUAAAAGAACAUUUAUGAGAUCAAAAAUUGAU
Molecule: messenger RNA, 1196 nt
Organism: Ziziphus jujuba (common jujube)
Lineage: Eukaryota; Viridiplantae; Streptophyta; Magnoliopsida; Rosales; Rhamnaceae
Product: lignin-forming anionic peroxidase
Exons: 3
Coding region: 1-1014 (337 amino acids)
Biological process (GO): hydrogen peroxide catabolic process; response to oxidative stress
Molecular function (GO): peroxidase activity; heme binding
Source: RefSeq, a predicted model, not a curated record